GUUUUGAAAACAGAAGUACGGGUUUUUUUUUUUCAUCCCGAAAGGCGAACACGAACUCAGUCCAGAGAAAACGCUCCUCUCUCGCGCGAUGGUCUCUGGCGAUGGCGUCUGAUUAUUGAAGAACACAAGUUUAUUCAGCCCUUUUGAGAAGAAGGAGGAGAGUAGCUUGCUGUUGGCGUUUGGUGAAUAGGUGACAAUUGAGAAGAAACCUGGAGAAAAAGAGAAAGGCAAUGUGUUGUAAACUGUAGGUUUAUAAAGAAACUACAAUGUUUGGGGUUCUUUCUGUCCCUUCAGUUGUUUUGCCUCGUGUAUCCAAAACUUCAAGAUUGAUUGCUAAGAUGUCUGUGACCGGAAUGAGAAACGCAGGAUUAUCAAUAGAAUCCAUAUCUGUAAAGCCUCCUUCUCACCCUACAUACGAUUUGAAAGGUGUCAUCAAGCUUGCCCUUGCUGAAGAUGCUGGGGAUCAAGGGGAUGUGACUUGUAUGGCCACGAUUCCAGCUGAUAUGGAAGUGGAAGCCCAUUUCUUGGCAAAGGAGGAUGGUGUCGUAGCUGGUAUUGUACUGGCAGAGUCAGUAUUUAGCGAGGUUGAUCCUACCCUGAAGGUGGAGUGGUCAAGAAAAGAUGGAGAUUUUGUUCAUAAAGGAUUGCAAUUCGGGAAAGUGCAUGGACGGGCACACAGCAUUGUCGUGGCGGAGAGGGUUGUGCUUAAUUUUAUGCAGAGGAUGAGUGGAAUAGCAACUUUAACCAAGGAAAUGGCUGAUGCUGCACGCCCUGCAUACAUUUUAGAGACUAGGAAAACAGCUCCCGGUUUACGUCUGGUGGAUAAGUGGGCGGUACUGAUAGGUGGAGGAAGGAAUCACAGAAUGGGUUUAUUUGAUAUGGUGAUGAUAAAAGAUAACCACAUAUCAAUAGCUGGAGGUGUACAAAAUUCUCUCAAAUCUGUGGACAUUUAUUUAGAGGAAAACAAUCUUCAUAUGGGGGUUGAGAUUGAAACCCGGACACUUGAUGAAGUUAAUGAGGUGUUACAGUAUGCAUCUCAAACAAAAACUUACUUGACUAGGAUAAUGCUGGAUAAUAUGGUUGUCCCACAACCAGAUGGGGAUGUUGAUGUGUCAAUGCUUAAAGAGGCUGUAGAUCUGAUCAAUGGCAGAUUUGAGACCGAGGCAUCUGGAAAUGUUACCCUCGAAACCGUACACAAGAUUGGACAAACUGGCGUGACAUACAUUUCUAGUGGUGCACUGACGCAUUCAGUGAAGGCACUCGACAUUUCCCUGAAAAUUGAUACAGAGCUUGCACUUGAGGUUGGAAGGCGUACAAAACGAGCAUGAGCAGCUUUCUUUUGUGCCCCCUUCCUUUGCAAAUAGGGUGGAGGAACGGAACAAAAGAGUGGAGCGGUUGAAAGGUAGGAAGUACCAGAGAUUCCUAAUGGAGGUAAACCUUUUGAGAUGCUAUACAACCUGGUGAACUGAAGGAUCUUAGUAUUCACAGGAAAAGAUUAGUAUUUCCAAAUAGAAUUGCCUUCAAUAAUGCAAUUUGGAGAUAAACACACGAUGGUUUUGAUGUAUUUUGUUACAAAUGAUGCGACUUCUUGGCAUUUACCGGAGACAGAUAUGUAUGGGCCUAUAUUCUCGCAAUGUAUGAGUGUAUAUUUUUAUUA
This is a messenger RNA of Rhododendron vialii, 1657 nucleotides long. Its product is annotated as quinolinate phosphoribosyltransferase [decarboxylating] 1a. Gene Ontology annotation, molecular function: nicotinate-nucleotide diphosphorylase (carboxylating) activity. Bases 267 to 1328 code for a protein of 353 amino acids. Gene Ontology annotation, biological process: NAD+ biosynthetic process; quinolinate catabolic process. The transcript is spliced from 12 exons. Gene Ontology annotation, cellular component: cytoplasm. Lineage: Eukaryota; Viridiplantae; Streptophyta; Magnoliopsida; Ericales; Ericaceae. The record is from RefSeq and is a predicted model, not a curated record.